GGACGAAGCGCCAUAGCCACGGUAGUCGUGGUGACAAGAACCCAGCAACGAGAAUCAACAACAACAACAACCCGAUUCAUUGAAUAAAGCGUAUUAAAUCAAAAGUACCGCUGGAAAAGUCACUCGGAAUAAGAGUCCAAUGGCAACUCCAGCUUAUGUGAGGGAGCUUCAACAGCCCUCCCAGCCUCAGAGGGGCGUUGUGACUUCAACAACAGUGCAGACUGCCACCGUGACGGCAGCUCCCCAACAGUUCCUGGCUGAACUUCAGACUACCGGGGCUACCGCCACAGCUACCCCGCCUGCCGGCCAGACCACGCCCCCUCCAGCACAAGCACAAAAGACCCAGGCAAUUGUUCAGGCCCCGCCUGCUCCGGCCCAACCCACUCAGACCCAAUAUGUCACAGCUGAGAUUCAGAACUCACCUACACAGUCCAGUAACGUCCAGAACACACCACAGUACAUAGUUGUCACAGUUACAGAGGGUUCUCUUCAUUCAAAUGACUCUGUGUCUGACUCCAGUCCUCCUGCAGCUGUAGUCCAGACUGGAGUUCCCACACAGGUGGUGCAGCAGGUGCAGACCGCCCAACAGAGGUCAGUGGUUCAGGCCACAUCUCAGGCAACAAAAACAGAGCCAAGCACCCAGCUGAAUGUCACCAGCCUACAAUCUGUGCACCUGACACAGGAGGUACAGCAGCAGCUCCAACAGGUCCCAGUCCAGCAUGUGUAUGCUAACCAGGUGCAGUAUGUGGAAGGAGGAGACACAAACUACACCACCAGCACCAUACGUUCCAGCAGUUUCUCCUACACAGACGCCCCUCUGUACACCCAAACCACUGCUGGACAGUACUACGAGACCACCCCUGCCUCUGGAUCUGAGGCCACAUCCCCCGGCACUCCCUUAACUGUCUCUGUGACCACUGGAUCGCCCGGGGUGUCCAUGUUUGUGGCGGGGGCGGGGCAGAUUGUGGCCAAUCCCACUUCAGCUGCUGGGGGCGGAGUCACAGCUGUAGUGGCAACCGCGGGGGCGGCGGCUAACGGUUCUGAUUCUGGAGGGGAGGCUAACGGUAGCAGCGGGAGUUACGUGAUUCAGGGCGGCUACAUGCUUGCUGGCAGUGGAAACGGACAUGGUUAUACACACCCCACCCGCGCCUCUCCGUCCACCGUGAGUAUAAACGAAGGCGAGGACAAUAGCGUGCCGUCGGCAGACAAAAAGCUGUCCUCUGGCCCUCAGGUGCAGUGGUUAUUGGAUAACUAUGAGACCGCAGAAGGGGUGAGUUUGCCCCGAUCCACACUCUACUGCCACUACCUGCUGCACUGUCAGGAACAGAAACUAGAGCCCGUGAACGCAGCGUCCUUCGGGAAACUCAUCCGCUCGGUGUUCAUGGGGCUGAGGACCAGGCGCUUGGGCACAAGAGGGAAUUCCAAAUAUCACUAUUAUGGACUGCGGAUCAAAGCCAACUCAUCUCUGCUCAGACUGAUGGAGGACCAGCAACACCUGGCCAUGAGACAGCAGCCCUUCUCCCAGAAACAGAGGUUGAAGCCGGUACAGAAAGUGGAGGGAAUCACUAACAGUAUGUCAUCCGGAUCUGGACAGCAACAGCAGCAGCAGCAGAGUUCAGGUCUGUCGGACAUCAGCACACAGGUGCAGCAGUACCAGCAGUUUUUGGAUGCGUCCCGGGCCCUUCCAGAGUUCCCUGAUGUUGACCUACAGGGUAAAGCGUUGCCAGAGGGCACUGAGCUGGAACAUCUUAAGAGCUUUCAGAUGCUCUACAGAGAACACUGCGAGGCCAUUCUGGAUGUGAUGGUCAAUCUGCAGUUCCCUUUGGUGGAAACGCUCUGGAAAACAUUUUGGAGGUUCAGUGAAAGUCAGGCAGGAGAUGCAGCAUUAUCUGUACAUGAUGAGUCAGAGAAGCGACUGCCCAAGUCAUGUUUAGUGCUGCUGUGUAAAUAUGAUCCAGUGCUUCGCUGGAGCCGUGACUGCGACAACACACUAUACCAGGGCCUUGUGGAGAUGCUCAUCCCAGAUGUUCUGAGACCCAUUCCCAGUGCCUUAACACAAGCCAUCCGAAACUUUGCCAAGAGUCUGGAGAGUUGGUUGACUAACGCCAUGAUGAACAUUCCUGAAGAGAUGGUUCGUGUCAAGGUGACGUCUGCGAGCGCAUUUGCUCAGACCCUGCGCAGAUACACCUCUCUAAACCACCUGGCCCAGGCUGCUCGUGCCGUCCUACAAAACACUGCACAGAUCAACCAGAUGCUCAGUGACCUCAACAGAGUGGACUUUGCCAACGUGCAGGAACAGGCCUCAUGGGUGUGCCGAUGUGAAGAUCGGGUGGUGCAGCGGUUGGAGCAGGACUUUAAACUGACUCUCCAGCAACAGAACUCUCUGGAACAGUGGGCCGCCUGGCUGGAUGGUGUGGUCUCACAGGUCUUAAAGCCGUACCAGUCCAGUUCUGCCUUCCCUAAAGCAGCUAAACUCUUCCUGCUGAAGUGGAGCUUUUACAGUUCAAUGGUGAUCAGAGAUCUGACUCUGCGCAGUGCAGCCAGCUUUGGCUCUUUUCACCUCAUCCGUCUGCUCUAUGAUGAAUACAUGUAUUACCUGAUAGAACACAGAGUCGCACAGGCCAAGGGUGAAACGCCAAUCGCUGUCAUGGGAGAGUUUGCAAGUCUUGGUCGAAGUUUGAAUCCACUGGAUCCUGAUAAAGAAGAGGAAGAGGAGGAAGAAGAAGAGAGUGAGGAUGAGUGUCAAGAGUUAUCUCUGCAGUCUGAUGGGGGCACUAUUGGUGACGAAUCUCUGGAACCCCCUGCCAAACUGGCGCGAACCGAUCAAAGGGUGCUGUUCAGCACAGGAACAAUGGAGAACUGAGAACUUAAAUACACACAUGCUUACACACACACACACACACACACACACACACACACACACACACACACACACACACACACACACACACACACACACACACAC
Molecule: messenger RNA, 2965 nt
Organism: Xyrauchen texanus (razorback sucker)
Lineage: Eukaryota; Metazoa; Chordata; Actinopteri; Cypriniformes; Catostomidae
Product: MHC class II regulatory factor RFX1-like
Exons: 18
Coding region: 140-2863 (907 amino acids)
Biological process (GO): regulation of transcription by RNA polymerase II
Cellular component (GO): nucleus
Molecular function (GO): DNA-binding transcription factor activity, RNA polymerase II-specific; RNA polymerase II cis-regulatory region sequence-specific DNA binding
Source: RefSeq, a predicted model, not a curated record